AUGACUGUGCCUACCCUUAUGCUAUACGCCCUGUAUUCAGAGAUUGUGAUUACUUCUCUUCUUGGAGUUUUCCUGGCUGCAGCUCUUGCUAACAGGAACGGCAAGAAAAAUUUUAAGGGGCACCAUGAUGAAAACUCACAUCACUCUUUCACCGACACCAGGGUCGGCAGCGACUCAACAGAGGGCUCUGAGGCCUGGAAAUCUGUCUGGGACAUCAAGACUGGCUACGUUGCAACCAAGGUAUUUUCAAAAAACACCUGCAUCAUUGCUAAAAUGGCCAAGAGGUUUUUACUUGAUAAACGGUUUCCUGCACCGCCUCAAGGACACAAGGGACCUCGUCCUCACCAACUUCCACCCAGAGAGAAUCGCUUUAUUAUCUCAAGAAACAGACUCCAAAGCUUGCACCCAUAUGGAAAACGCAUUCAAGCUCUUUGCAGAGGAAUUUCCUCUUACCUUGCUUACCCAGCUGCUGGAUCAAAUUUCCUAAAGGAAGACAUUUCAUGCUGGAAAAUUGUGACUACCGUCCUUCUUGGACUCCUGCUGACUCCAGCCCUUGCUGAUUAUUUUCAGAAUACUGACGUAAGCAAGCAAAUCACCGUUUCUGGAGGCUACCAAACUCUGACCAUCAAUAGGGAAUGGCGUGUGGCAAUUAUUGAGGAAAAGAGCAGCCGUGGGUCAUGGAAAACCAUUUGGAACUACGAUACGGGCUUCAUUGCAACCAAAGUGCUGUCAGAGAGAGCUUGCUUCAUUUCCGUAAUGAACAGAAAUGAGAUGCCUAGCUUUGAUACACUUCCCACUGUGGUUGAAGAAAGAACGGCAGGAUUACAGAACCUGAAAGGUCAAGGACAACCCACAAGGGAGAUCACAUUCGUCCUCAUCAAGAGACCUGUCCGUGACCUCCAGUCUUACGGACCAGACAUCUUUGCUAUGUGCAGAGGACUCGCAACCUAUGUGGCUUAUGAAGUUCACGGACCCCAAUACACAUCCUACAACCAAGGAUCAUGCCUUAGACUUGAUGUCCUGCAACUUGUGGACCUUAACUACUGUCGUGGCAAUAACAAGAUCUGA
Molecule: messenger RNA, 1068 nt
Organism: Balearica regulorum gibbericeps (East African grey crowned-crane)
Lineage: Eukaryota; Metazoa; Chordata; Aves; Gruiformes; Gruidae
Source: RefSeq, a predicted model, not a curated record